Dreissena polymorpha is the source of this 741-nucleotide messenger RNA. RefSeq names its product tigger transposable element-derived protein 4-like. Lineage: Eukaryota; Metazoa; Mollusca; Bivalvia; Myida; Dreissenidae. Gene Ontology annotation, molecular function: DNA binding. Gene Ontology annotation, cellular component: nucleus. Bases 1 to 741 code for a protein of 246 amino acids. The transcript has a single exon. The record is from RefSeq and is a predicted model, not a curated record.
AUGUCGCAGCCUCCAGCUAAACGCAGACGCGUAGAGCUUACGUUAGAGGAUAAGAUUAAGCUGAUCACGGAAUCAACUUCUCAACCAAAACCAUCUCUGAAGGCACUCGGCGAGCGCUUCAAGAUCGGGAAGUCAAUGGUCAGCAACAUCUUGAAGAAAAAGAACGUCUACCAGGAGCAGUGGGAGAGGAAUGCGUCCGGCUCCAAGUUCCAUUUCGACAAUGAAUGCAAGUUCGACCAACUGAACAAGCUGACGUGGGAGUGGUUUAGCUGGAAGCGGGCCCAGAACUUCCCUUUGUCUGGACCUGUGAUCCAGGAGAAAGCAAGCAGCUUCUCAAAGGAACUGGGGUACCACGACUUCAAGGGGUCCAGCGGCUGGCUCACCUCCUGGAAGUCCCGCUACUCAGUGAAGGCGUUCAAGGUGUCCAGGAAGAGUGCUGGGGUGGACCAGCAGACAGUUAGUGACUUCAAAAGCCGGCUGCCAGACAUCAUACAGGGAUACAGCCUGGAGAACAUCUUCAAUGCCGACGAGACCGGCCUCUACUACAAGGCGUUACCUGACAAGACCCUGGCUGUGCGCGGAGAUGGUGCAACUUACGUCAGUAAUAAGCGUGCGUGGAUGACGUCAGCUGUGCUCUCUGAUUGGCUCCGGGACGUGAAUUCAGAGAUGUGGAGGAAAGGACGCAAGAUCCUGUUAUUCCUGGACAACGCUUCGUCCCACACCGCCUACAUGAAGACAUGA